AAUUAAUUAGUUUUGCAAAAUAGAACUCAAAACAUGAAUAUAUAUAUUUAUUAUUAUUAAUAAUCGGCAAAAGUAACAGUGACUCGAAACCGCGUUACGUGAAUUGUGACUUCUCAAUCAGGUAAUUAAUUUAUAAAACGUCCUUCCUAAUUAAUUACAUGGUUUCAAGCUCAGAUCCUACUGUGUGACAAUUUGGACAGAUUUCCACGAUAGCCCGAGGGCCGACCAGUCUUGGGAGUUGAUUUGGUAGGCGAAAAGUGAAAGUAGCCCGUCAUACAAACACACAUGUUUGUGUUUUUUUUUACCCUACCACUGCUGGUUUGUUUACGUUCCCGUAGUUUAGCGUUUCAGCGAAGCAUAGCGUUAGAAUAAGAACCAGGCUUUUAAAACUCAUCAAAGAAGUACCGUGCAUGGCCACACUCAACUGAAAUAAACAAGAUAAGACUAAUUUAAAUGCUUGAUUGAUUUCAGUUAACUCCCUUACAUCGCCGACCGCCGCCGCCGCCGAUUUAACUUCCGUUAUGCUGUUAAAUAAGGCGCCAACUGGUUUGCAACCUGGAUAGAAACUCUCGCUGUUUGAAUUAUACUGUUAUCGUUAAUAUGUGUUUAUGAAGAGAAAAAAAAAAUUAUGAUAUCAAUAUAAAUUAUUUUUUAUUAUUGUGAGCGUGUAGCUGUGAUCAACUGUGUAUCUCUGUUCGAUUAUUUUUGCAUCAACGAUUCGGCUACCCACGCAUUUCGUACACAUACGUAUACAUGUUCAGUCAGACGCACACAGAUAUACCAUACUAAAGUCAUCGCAGUUGCUUGUUCGGUCUCUUUCGUCUGUAACCGCUCCGAUCGUGUUGAUCGAUAAUUGUUGACUUUUUUUGCUGAUGUUGUGUAUGUAUAUUUUUACUAGUAGUACAUUAUGAAUUAAUUCUUACAACAUAUUGGAAACUAUACAUCGAAGGAAUUCUACGCCGGACUUAUUCUACCACCACUGCCGCUAUCACUACUAUUGAUAAAUAUACAGCGAAACUAAUUCCAACCCGUUACAUAACUGUAUACCGAAGCGCACCAGUCUUUAUUCACCAACGAGGACAGAGAUGACAGAGGAACCAAUAGCAAAUGGAGGAGAUGAACAGACGGAUUCCACGUGUGAUAAAGUGUGCAUUCUUGAUGCGGGCGCCCAAUAUUGCAAGGUCAUAGACAGGAAGAUUCGAGAAUUGAUGGUGAAAGCGGAUAUUUUACCUCUAAACACACCAGCACGUAAAAUUAAGGAAUUAGGUUACCGAGCUAUCGUUAUAUCGGGUGGACCGAGCUCUGUUUAUGCCGAUGAUGCCCCGGACUACGAUACCGAAAUCUUUUAUUGCGGUCUUCCGCUGUUGGGAAUUUGUUAUGGGAUGCAGAUGAUUAACAAAGAGUUCAAUGGCACUGUGAUAAAGAAAGCUAUUCGAGAGGAUGGUCAGUUUACAGUUGAUAUCGAAACUUCGAGUCCUUUAUUUAAAAACCUUGAUUCGAAACAGAAAGUCUUACUGACCCAUGGCGACAGCGUGGAUAACGUGGCUGAUAAAUUCAAAGUAAUUGCUAAGUCUGGGGAUCUUAUUGCAGCGAUCAGUUGUGAAGAGAAAAUAAUGUACGGUGUACAGUUCCAUCCUGAAGUUGAUCUAACGGAAAACGGACAAGAUAUUCUACGGAAUUUCCUCUAUGAUAUCGCGAGCUGUUACGGCACAUUCACUAUGGAAUCGCGGGAAAAUAAAUGUAUCCAACACAUCCGUGAGGUUGUAGGAAACAAGAAAGUUCUGAUGUUACUUAGCGGUGGUGUUGACUCUACUGUUUGUGCUGCUUUACUCAAUAAAUCACUAAAAAGUGAACAAAUACUGGCCAUUCAUAUCGACAAUGGUUUUAUGAGGAAGAACGAAAGCUCUCAAGUUGAAGAAUCUUUAAAGAAAAUCGGUGUAAACGUGAAAGUGAUCCGAGCCGCGGAAAUCUUCUAUCACUCCACCACAACUGUUCCUAUUAACAAAAACGACCCACAGUCCACCAGACGGGAAACUAACUCUCUAAACAACUCUUGCAACCCGGAGGAAAAACGAAACAUUAUCGGAGAUACGUUUAUGAAAAUCGCUGACGAUACUUUGAAAGAAAUGAAGUUGAACCCAGAAGAUGUAAUUCUUUGCCAGGGUACCUUACGGCCUGAUCUCAUCGAAAGUGCUUCUCAAUUAGCAAGUUUUAAAGCAAAUGUUAUUAAAACUCACCACAACGACACUGAAUUGGUGCGCUUAUUGCGGAAAGAAGGACGUGUUAUCGAACCCUUAAAGGACUUUCAUAAAGAUGAAGUGCGAAUUAUAGGCAAAGAUUUAGGCUUACCUUCAGAAAUUGUGAUGCGACAUCCAUUUCCAGGCCCCGGUUUGGCUAUUCGUGUAAUAUGUGCUGAAGAUAGAUAUAUGGAGAGAGAUUUUGAUGAAACUAACCAGCUCCUAAAAAUUAUUAUCAACUUCCACAAUGCCAUGAAAACUUCGCCUACCUUCCUGGAUGUCGUUAAAGAAAAACUGCCUGUUGAUGAACAAACCCAACUAGCCACGUUGACGGCCAGUCUGGAGUGUAUGAGCGCUCAUCUCUUGCCCAUCAAAAGCGUCGGGGUUCAAGGAGAUCAUCGUACUUAUAGCUAUGUCGCUGCCUUAUCAGGAGACUCUAAACCUAAUUGGAAUAUCUUUAUGAUGUUGGCGAAAUUUAUUCCUAAAAUAUGCCACAACAUAAAUAGGAUUGUCUACGUGUUUGGUGAUAGAGUUCGAUACCCAAUCAACGAUAUUACACCCACCUACCUGGCUGAAGACGUGCUUGCUACUCUCAGGCAAGCGGAUUAUGUAGCCACAAAAACAUUACAAGAAUCUGGAUAUAUGUCGAAGAUUAGCCAAAUGCCCAUAAUCAUUUGCCCUGUCCAUUUCGAUCGGGAUCCUGUGAACUGUGUACCUUCGACAAAACGAUCUAUCGUCAUUCGAACAUUUGUCACAAAUGACUUUAUGACUGGGGUACCUGCUACACCUGGUUCUAAUUUGCUACCUGAAGAGGUCCUUAGUUCCAUGGUUGAUAGCAUACUCAGUACUGUGCCCAGCAUUUCUCGUGUGAUGUAUGAUCUUACUUCUAAGCCUCCUGGUACCACAGAGUGGGAGUAAUUAAUUAUCUACCUCAACUCCAAGAAAUUCCUCAAAACAACCUUAAUUUCCCGUAUUGGUUUGGUUUGUUUUUAUAUUCUAUUUUACUCCAGUCGAAGAAGUAAAGAAACAGAUCUGAUAUUUAACUGAUUUUUGUUUUAUACUCCUAUUAUUGUUAUUGUUUUAUUAUUUGUUAUGUGAAAUUUCAAGGAAUAUUUUUCAUCCUAUUUUUCCCAAUCAUAUCAAAACAAAGGUUUGCUAUAUUUUUUCUUAUCUCUUGUAUGAAAAUAUUUCAUCUUUCUCCCCCCCCCCCUUCAUUUCUUUCUAUGAUAUUUUUACCCAUUUCUUCUUUAUCUCCUUCCCAAACUGAACUGGCGUUAAACACCCCAUCCAUAUGUGUUACCAUUUUUGAUCUACCUUUAAUUCCAAGUUUUCCCUACCUUCUUGGCCCACACAAUCUCCAGUAUACUUUAAUUUCUCUUAUCUAUCAAUCAUACUUGCUUUGGGCAGGUUACUAGUUUGAACAAAUUUGGGUAUAUCGCCAAAAUAAAUCAAUUAAAUUAACCCUGUCCAUCCUGGUGAUGUUUGCUGAAAUAUUUAAUGCAAUUUUUAAAUAUCUUGUUUCACUUUGCCUUAAUCUCAUUAAAAAAAAAAGUCCAUAAAUUUUACAAGUUUCAAUUUAAAACUCAAUUCAUGUUUAACGUAUUCAGAUAACUUUGAAGUUCGAAAAUCUUAACUAUUUUUAUGUUAACAUCAAAAAGGAAACGGAGUAGGGAUUUUCUUUUCACAAUUUUGAUUUUUCAUGUAUAAUAAUAACUUGUGGUUAUCAAGACAUCCAGGGAUGGCACUUGAAGCACUCGAUCUUCAGUUAUGCGAAUUGCUAUUAGAUCUUACUAUAUUAUCGUACAAAAAGUAACCUAUAGUUUAUUUCUUCAGUUGAAGUUACGUAACGCGAAAAACGGCCGACGUUCCACUCUCAGGACAAAACCAUGUGCUGAGGCCUUCAGUAUUAUUGUUAUCAACACUAACCUCAUUCAAAACGAUAGGAACCACAGAAACAUUGUUGGAAAGUAUGGUGUUUUUAUAAAAUAAAUGAUAAAACGGUAAUUAGAUCACUUUAAGUUCCAGUAAUUGCAUGACUUAUAAGGUAUCUACAUCACGUUCAGAAUCUUUGUCUUUUAUCAUUUGCUUAUUUCAGUCUUUGGUGCUGGGGCACCACCUUGACGGGUUUUAGUCGAACAAAUCGACCCCAAAUCUUGUUACGUUUAAGUCUUAUUUAUUUAUUCGUCUCUCUUGCUCUACCGAAACCAACACCUGUCAAGUUGUAGGGGACAAGCCUGAAUACAGACAUCCACAUGCACAUAUACACGACCAGCUUUUAGUUUCUGUCUUCCAAAUCCACUCGCAAGGCUUUGGGUCGGCCCGUGGCUAUAAUAGAAGACACUUGCCGAAGGUGUCACGCAUUGAGACAAAUGUUCUAAGGUGUUCUGUUUUGUGCCUGUAGAAUAUAAUCUGGAACGGUGAUUAACUCAGUCUGAUCAAUCCUAAUUGUUACUUAGUUGAAAUAAUGGUUUAUUUGUAAUUUGAGGACGGAUGUAGCAUACGUCGUUUCUCUGUGGUACUUCUGUUUUUGUAACAGAGGUCGUUGUUUACGUAACGUAUUCCACCACUUGAUGUAUCAUUUAUUGAUAGAAAACCACCGCAUACAUCGAUAUAAACAUUAAGCCCCUAGAUCUAUGGGAGCCCCGAGCAGCUGUCCGUGUACCCAUUCCUUAAGAAAGUAUUGGAACAUAAUCAUAUACAAGUUGUCAGUUCCAUAUGUAAUGUACAAGUAUUCUCAAUUUAAAAGCUUUUAUUUAUUUAUUUAUUUGGAAAGAAUUCUGGGUUUAGGUACCCCGUUUAACCCCGCAUACCGAUUUUAUUUUUUUGAAUUUUCAGAAACUUUUUACGAAUUUUUUCUAUACCCGGGAAUUCAUAUGAUUAUUCGAAAAAAAAAAAAUUGUAUGUGCGAUUUAAGGGCGACUUAGCUGUUAUUUUUAGCACAUCUCACGUUCACCUGAUACCUUCGUUUCUUUGUCACUGACAACUAUUGAUGUUUUUCAAUAUUUUUCUCCUCAUUAACACAUUUAAUGGAAUGAUGAAGUACCCAACGGUGGUCCAUUGUUGGGGUUUAAUCAAAAGAUUCGGACUGUCCGUAUUUUAAACUGACUUUUUAAAAAUUCGAAAAAGUGUGAAACUUUUAGGUGGUUUAAAAAAUUACAAAAAAUUAUUUUUUUGACCAACUGAACAGCCUUUCAGCUGGUCAGCUCCUGUCAAACUGUUCAACCCAUGCCAGCUUGGAAAACGGACGGAUGUUAAAUGACGUUGAUAAUGAUAUGUAAUUGGGUAAAUUCCUUUGUGUAGAUCACAAAUUCGCAAACACUUUCUGAAAAUUCCCAAAAGUAGAAAAGUUAUGCUUAAACCAAAACUCUGACUUUUUUUUAUGGGCAGAAUUUUUACAAUUAGAGAUCCCUCUCUUCAUCAGUUAUAUAUAUAUAAUUUAAUUAAAAGUUUGAUAAAUACCAAUACAUGAAA
This is a messenger RNA of Octopus bimaculoides (California two-spot octopus), 5708 nucleotides long. Its product is annotated as GMP synthase [glutamine-hydrolyzing] pseudogene. The record is from RefSeq and is a predicted model, not a curated record. Lineage: Eukaryota; Metazoa; Mollusca; Cephalopoda; Octopoda; Octopodidae.